Messenger RNA from Verticillium dahliae VdLs.17, 735 nucleotides. RefSeq lists its product as uncharacterized. The record is from RefSeq and is a predicted model, not a curated record. Lineage: Eukaryota; Fungi; Ascomycota; Sordariomycetes; Glomerellales; Plectosphaerellaceae. The transcript has 2 exons. The coding region runs from base 1 to 735 and encodes 244 amino acids. Gene Ontology annotation, molecular function: protein binding.
AUGGUAGCCUCGGGAGGGCCAUCGAGUGCGAUGCAGCAGCUGGUCCGUCUUGGCGGCGCUAGCAUGGUCGUUGAGUGCUCAUCGCAUGACACCGAAAAACUCUUACACCUGGCGGCUGUGAAUGAGGAUCCUACGAUGGCCAGGUACAUGCUCGAACUAGUCCUUCACUUAGCCGCAGCACAGGGAUGGCUGGCGACAGUUGAAUGGCUGAUGGAGAUCGGAGCCGACAUUUUCAGCCACGACAAUCAGGGCCGCACGCCGCUUCACACAGCAGCAGCUUCCAUGGGCAUCGACUCGACGACGGUGGUCCGGUUCUCCGUCGACAGAGGCCUGGAAGUGGAAGACGCAGACGAAGGAGGCAUGACGCCGCUGCACCACGUGUUGUACAGCUACGAUGUACUGCACAAAGACGCGUUUGAUCCCGAGGUGUCAUUGGCGAAUGCUCGAUACCUGCUGCAACGCGGCGCGAACGUGAACGCGAAGGACCUUGAGGGGACAACGCCGCUUCACCUGGCCACAUGGCGUGGUAAUUCUGCAGUGGUGAAGCUGCUGCUGAAGUCGGGCGCUGACGUUGAAGCGCGAAAUCGGGGCGAUGUGAAGCCAAUAGACCAUGCUAACAAGAAGACGAGAUUUGGGAGCUUCUCGAAUUGGCAGCAAGAGUCUGAUUUGGUUAUCGUUCUAAGCAGCGAUGAAUAUGGGCCACAUAUACAGUAUUGCAACUACCGAGUAUUCUAA